AUGUCCGUGUCGCUCAAGGCCAUGGCCUCGCGCUGGCCCAGCUCCGCCCACGGCUUCGCCCGCUGCUGCCCCAAAGCCGCUCCCGCCUCGACGACGAAGACGACGACGACCACGAAAACCGCUUCCUUCUCGACCGCCGCGCGGCCUGUCUGCCUCGCGCAGGCGUCGCUGAGGCCCCAGCAACAUGCCGUCGUGGUGCGCUCCGCACAGGGCUUACCCAUUGCGUGCAGCGGCCGGAUGGCCACGCCCGCCCGCCGCCCGUCCAGCAUCGUCUCGUCCGCCGCCCGAUCCUUCUCGUCCUCCUCCCCCGCGCAAGCAGCGGCCGCCUCUGCAUCCUCCUCCUCCGCCGCGUCUUCCUCCUCCGCGACGCCGUCCAAGCUCGACUGGAACUCCUUCUUCAAGCUGCGCCUCAAGCGCCGCCGCAUCCAGCUCGUCUUCUCCGUCGGCACGGGCCUGCUCGGCGGGGCGGCGGGCGCCAUCCUCCUAUCCACGGGCAUGGCCGAGCCGCUCGUCAUGCAGAUCCCCCUCGACCCCUUCGUCACGCUCGGCCUCAUGACGCUCGCCUGCGCCGGCAUGGGCUGGCUCGUCGGCCCCAGCAUCGGCAACCAGGUGUUUUACCUGCUCAACCACCGCUACAAGGCCCAGAUGAUCCAGAAGGAGGUUGAGUUUUUCGCCCGCGUCAAGAAGAACCGGGUCGAUCCCUCCAACUCGAGCGCCGGCAACCCAGUGCCCGACUUUUACGGCGAGAAAAUCCAGAGCGUGUCCGGAUAUAGGCAGUGGCUGAAGGACCAGCGGGCGUUUAACAAGAAGAAGACGGCCAACUUUGUGUAG
This is a messenger RNA of Purpureocillium lilacinum, 831 nucleotides long. RefSeq names its product TIM23 complex component. Gene Ontology annotation, biological process: protein import into mitochondrial matrix. The record is from RefSeq and is a predicted model, not a curated record. Lineage: Eukaryota; Fungi; Ascomycota; Sordariomycetes; Hypocreales; Ophiocordycipitaceae. Gene Ontology annotation, cellular component: PAM complex, Tim23 associated import motor.